Molecule: messenger RNA, 471 nt
Organism: Linum tenue
Lineage: Eukaryota; Viridiplantae; Streptophyta; Magnoliopsida; Malpighiales; Linaceae
Source: the annotation of a GenBank genome assembly
GUCCAUUUGGUUCGAUGGGUUUGGGACCUCCAUGGGAAUGGGGAUUUGCUGAAUCGAGGUCCGGAUUCGAGAUUGGGCGCCGGGGAGUUUGAAGAGAGUGAGAUGGAGAGGCUGAUGGUGAUUGGCAUGGCUUGUGCUCACCCAAAUCCUGACUUUAGGCUCUCGGCUAGACAAGCUCUUCAGGUGCUCAAUUUUGGUGCUCCUGUGCCUCUGCUGCCAUUGAACAUGCCUGUCCCGACUUACGUCGUCUCUGCGCCAUCAUCGACCGAUGGAGGAACUUCAGGUGGUAGCAAUAGUAACCUUUCUUCAUCGAUGUCUUCCGGUGGCCGCGGUUCGAGUGGCCGGCGGAAUGAGGGUUUCUCCGGUGCUAGUAGUACUAGUACUGCUCCCUUGAGGUUGAACGCAUCCAGGAGUGAAGUACUGGUUCUUCCUUCAUCCACAAUUUCAAGUGCACCGCCGGUUACAGUUUAG